This is a messenger RNA of Branchiostoma belcheri (Belcher's lancelet), 2344 nucleotides long. Its product is annotated as zinc transporter ZIP12-like. The transcript has 13 exons. Gene Ontology annotation, cellular component: membrane. The record is from RefSeq and is a predicted model, not a curated record. NCBI's taxonomy places the organism in Eukaryota, Metazoa, Chordata, Leptocardii, Amphioxiformes, Branchiostomatidae. Bases 138 to 2294 code for a protein of 718 amino acids. Gene Ontology annotation, biological process: intracellular zinc ion homeostasis; zinc ion import across plasma membrane. Gene Ontology annotation, molecular function: zinc ion transmembrane transporter activity.
GACACAGCAGGUAGCGAAGUUAAAUGUUAACUUUAAAGAGCCAGUCCUGUGUUCUUGCCGACGUAUCUACCACUUUACACAAGACCGUGCGUCAGUUGCAAGCUACCGCCUCGACCUUCUAGCUACUGGACGUGAACAUGAUGAAGGGGACACUCCUGGCCGGGGUUUUGCUAAUACUGUGUGGGCUUGCCGCCUCACAACAUGAAGGGCACGACCAUGGACAAGACCCGUUCGAACUGGUCCUACACCUACUGGGAGGGGAUGAACACCAACACAACUUGACUUUCGACAUGUCUACUUCUCUUGUUAAGACCAUGCUUGACCGGGUAAAGUGUGAGAGGCUGGAGGCUGACGAAGAAAGGAACUUCACCUGUGCCGAGUGCCUGACGGCUGAUGGCUUGAUUAAGCUAUCUCUCGGCGACUCCACCGACACGAGCGCGCCUGUAGGCGAGGAUGACUUCCACAAGAUGGCCGUGGUUCUGACUGUCUUCCUGACGGACCUGUCUAACCUGGACGCCUGUACGGAAGACCCCGGGGGCAAGGGGUAUCAGGCUAUCGAGAACCGGCUAAUGCGGUACACGGACUCGGCAGGGUUUACUCUGAGCAGCUAUCAGCGGGUCCUGGAGGACAUCAACACCAACUAUCGUGUGCAGAACUGGGGCAAGUGUUUUACUGCAGAGUCGGUGUUUGAGCAACUCCACCUCAACACCAGCGACUCAAGCGGCGGGGUGUCACAGCAGGAACUGAAGGAGAUAGCAGCAGUAACCGUGGCUAGCGUACUGGAGGGGCUGUGUAUAGGGGAAGCCGAGCUACCAGAAAGAUCCUUCUUCGUAGACAACCUCUUUGAGAGCCUCAACAUGACCAAUGGCACUAUCUCGAUCGAUGCUCUCGAGCACGUUCUGUCUGAUCUCGGUAUCGGCGGGGAGGCGCCACCCGAGCCGCCGGUGAUUGACGACGGGCACGACCAUGCCGGGCACGACCACAGACGCAGACGGGAACUGCCUCCACUGACACGGGAGGACGAGCACAAUCACACUCACGAACACGACCACGAGCACACAGACUUUGAACACGAUUGCUUCAACUCAGCCCAGUUGAUGAAGCUGUUCCUGGUUGAUGAGGAGAUGGGUGUGACACGUGACCAGUUCAGCGCCAUGGCCCCAGCCCUGAUACAGCAGGUGUACAGCAGGGUGUGCGUGUCGGGGACACCUGCUGAGAACGCCACAGCAACGCCGGUCGUCAGGGACCUCACUAUGCUGGAGAAAUACGGGUACGGGACGCUGUCUGUGGUCCUCAUCAGCCUGCUGGCCCUGAUCGGCCUGUUGGUGCUGCCCAUGGCCGGCUCCAGCGUCUACAAGUUCAUCGUGCAGCUCGGGGUCGGGCUGGGGGUCGGCGCGCUGUCGGGGGACGCUCUGCUGCAUCUUCUGCCUCAGGCUCUCGGUCUACACGGAGACCACGCCGCCGGCCAUACGGACCAUGACCACGACAUAUCCUACAUGUGGAAGCUUCUGGUCGCCAUGGGCGGAAUCUACUUCUUCUUCGUGUUCGAACGGGUGAUGAGUUUCCUCAUGCCUGGCCACGGUCACGGUCAUGGCCAUUCUCACGGCCAUCAUGAGAAGGCGGAGGAUAAUGUAUACGAGAAUGAUGUGCAGCUUCGCAAGAUCACCCAACUGCCACCGGAGCCGAGUAUGGGCUCAAAGAGCCUCUCCAUAUCCAAGCAACAGUUGACUAACGGACAGAGUACGAUGACGCUGGAUCAGGAUGCGGAGAUGCCUGGUGAAGAGAACACUCCAAAAUACUGCUGUGGAGGAUGCACUCCGACAGCGAUGAUGAUCAUCUUCAGUGACACCCUGCACAACCUGACGGACGGGCUGGCCCUCGGCAUCGCCUUCAGCGGCGACCUGGCUGUCGGACUGUCCACCUCCAUCGCCGUCCUGGCGCACGAGCUGCCGCACGAACUAGGUGACUUCGCCAUGUUGCUGAGGUGCGGGAUGAACUACAAGAGCGCCUUGCUGUGGAACCUGUUCGCGGCCUGCUGGGCAUUUGUGGGGCUGUACAUCGGACUGGCUAUCGGAGCCGACUUCAGCAUCAGGCAGUGGCUCUUCGCCCUCAUCGCCGGCAUGUUUCUCUACGUGUCGCUGGUCGACAUGCUACCGGAACUGUUACACCACAAGUCCAAGUCACCUGUAGUGACCUUCAUUGGGCAGAACAUCGGGUUCCUGAUGGGAGUGGCGGCGCUGGUCUUCCUGGCCAUGUACGAGGAGCAGAUACAGGUGUCCAUCACUCUGGGAUAAGUGUUGAAAGUUAAAACUUUUGUUACAACACAAAGGUAAAUGUUCUCACC